This is a messenger RNA of Bursaphelenchus xylophilus (pine wood nematode), 679 nucleotides long. Lineage: Eukaryota; Metazoa; Nematoda; Chromadorea; Rhabditida; Aphelenchoididae. The record is from the annotation of a GenBank genome assembly.
AUGUACGAGGAAACCACGACCACAUACUACACUACCCGUACCGACUUCCGGCCCCAAUAUGAGGGCGUUUCCAUAAACGCCAAUCUUGAUCCCAGCUACCUGCGCACUUUGCCAGGUAUGUUGAAGGUGCUGGUGAUUGUCCUCGACUUCCUCUGCUUCUUUUGCGUUCUGGUUGGAGGUCCUGGAUAUUACGCUGGGGUUGGAUUUGCGACUUUUGUUUCUGUGAUCGGCUUUAUGAUCAGUUUGAUAUUACUCAUAUUAUAUCUAUGUCAUAUUGUGGAUGGACUGGAGAACAUUCCAUGGAUUCUUGGAGUAGGUUGAUUCCUGUGUUGAGGAUUGUGAUUCAACUACAAGUAUGCAAUCUUGUUGUUUAGGAGAUGGUUUUCUGCUUCGCCUGGACGAUCUUCUUCUUCAUCGCUAGUAGUGUCCUGGCCGUGGCUUCCGUGUCGCAUCGCGGAACAAUGGGAUGGGCGUUGGCAGCAGUAAGCACACUUUUACAUUUACCUUAUCUUAACUCGUCUAUUAUCCUUAUUACAAUUGUUUACAGUUCUUUGCGAUCGCUGCCAUGUGUGCCUACGGAUUGGACUGUUACCUGAAGUUCCUGGCAUGGAAAAAUGAUGAAGUUGCUAAGGGAGGAGGGGUCACAUACAAUCCCCGAAGUCGCGUAGAUCACAUUUAA